UGGAAUCCUUCCUACUUUCUAGUAGAGUAUAUUGGAGUAAUAUCCUCUCUCACUUCCCUUGUAAGACUCUCUCUCUCUCUCCCUCAUUGUGGUAAGAAGAAAACUGAGAUACGAAAGAGGAAAUGACGAGGAGAAUCGGAACUAAAAAUUGUACCGACGUCCGAUCGGAGCUGCUGUUUGCGCUGGAGAAGGAGGAGGGUAUUAUGGGCAACCAAGAUUAUAUCUCCGAACUUCCCGACGAGUGCUUGGCUUAUGUUUUCAAGUUCCUCUGCUCCAGCGACCGGAAAAACGCCUCCCUUGUCUCCAAACAGAUGCUGAAAGUCGAGGGACAGAGCCGCCGUCGGCUGACUCUCAGCGCUGCCCAAUCGGACCUCCUCCCCUCCCUGCUUUCCCGCUUCAACACCGUCACCGAGCUCGUCAUCCGAUGCCACCGCAGCUCCAUCAUCGACGUCGACGACAUGCUAAUUCUAAUCGGUAAGCACUGUGGUAAUAAUAGAAUUAAGGAACUAGUCCUAAUUGGUGUGAACGUGAGUUGUGUCGGCCUCGAAUCGGUAGCCAGGAAUUUCCCAAAAUUAGAGCAGUUAACUUUAUGCGGAAGGAGUAAGACGAGGAUUGGGGAUGCAGAAAUCUCGUAUGUUGCUUCGAAUUGUGUGGGGUUGAAGAAGCUAUGUAUCAAGGGGUGUCCUGUGACGGAUCAGGGGAUUAAAGCUUUUGCAUUUGGGUGUCCUAAUUUGGUAGAAAUUAAGAUUAAAAAGUGCAGGGGAGUGACAAGUGAGGUCGUGGGUUGGCUGGGGGCAAGGAGGGGAUCGUUGGUGGUGAAUUUGGAUGUGGGUGAGACUGGAGCUGGUUGGUUGGAGUUGGAUUCUGAAAGUGAUGGUGAUGAUGGUGGCGGUGGCGGUGGCGGUGGCGGUGGUGGUUUACAAGAAAAUGGUGUGGACAUUCCACCAAUGUUGGUGAGCCGCCAAGACAGUGAUGGGUGGCCGCCCAUUUUCAGGUCGAGGUUUUGGGAUUUUGGAGGUAAGAGGAAUUUCAUUUAGAGGCAACAAAGAACGUAAAAAAAAUAUGUGUAUACAGAGCUCUGUGUAAAAUAAAUUUGUGUAUACAGAAAUUUUGUGUUGGGCCUGUUUUUUUUCUUCUUUUCUCUAUGUAGAAGAACUAGAAGCCAUGGCGUCAGUCUACCUUUUGGUGGGGGGCCUGGUGGCUUUUGUAUGGAAUUUUCGUUUUGUACUGUAUACAAAGUUGUAUAUAAACAGCUAAUGUGAUACGUUGCGGUUAAGUAGGAA
This is a messenger RNA of Rhododendron vialii, 1283 nucleotides long. Its product is annotated as F-box/LRR-repeat protein 16-like. Gene Ontology annotation, cellular component: SCF ubiquitin ligase complex. Gene Ontology annotation, biological process: SCF-dependent proteasomal ubiquitin-dependent protein catabolic process. Gene Ontology annotation, molecular function: protein binding. Bases 123 to 1037 code for a protein of 304 amino acids. NCBI's taxonomy places the organism in Eukaryota, Viridiplantae, Streptophyta, Magnoliopsida, Ericales, Ericaceae. The record is from RefSeq and is a predicted model, not a curated record. The transcript has a single exon.